AUGCAUAAGCACCACUUCUUGAGCCCGUCUUAUGAGAAACCCUGGAGGAUCCGCGUCUCCAGCCUGGCACACUGGGAAGCGGAAGGGGACCGCGCUCUCCGCUGCCCGCCUGGCAGCCACCGCCUGGGCAGCGCCGGGUGCGGGGCGGAGCGGCAGCACCGGGGCUCCCUGGCUUGUCGAAGGUGUGAGGGCGGACGGGGUGAACGGACUAGCRGAGGAGCGGCAAAUGCCAGGCAGGAAAAAGACAAGGCUUCUGCAAGAGCGCUGUCAUCUCCUCAGGGGGAGCGAGUCUCACCUCUGCCUAGGGACUCCCUUUCCUCCGUGCAGAGGCUCUUCUUCCCGGGAGAUGCCCCGGGCCAGGACACUGCGCUGCCGCCGCCGAGGGGCAACCGGCCGGCCGCUAUCACUGGCCCCGGUCCCGCCGCAGCGCCCGUCGGGCACUCGCUGCURCCGGAGCUGUCCCGUCGCUUCUCUGCUCGCUGCCCCUCUGGGAGAGCUCCCCUUCUCGGGUCUUCCAUCCCGCGGUACGAGCACACGGCAGUCUGCCCUAAACCUUCUCUUUUGGAAAACAGCUGGAAACAGGACCGGGGAGGAAACAGACUUAGUCGGCAAGAGAAGGCACGCCGGCAAGCAGACCYCAGUGAGCCUGCACAGCUUCCCCGGCUUUCCACUUGUCCUUGCUGCGUCUUCUAUGACCAUAARCCUCUCCAUUCAACACCACAGCUUGUCCGGAGAGCUUCAGGGGUUCCCUUAUGCUGGCAGCAGCUGCUGUUCCCAAGUGAAACAGCUGCCACAUUCUCCUUCUYGAGGAUGCCUCCCAGAAUGGGCUGCUUCUUCUGAGAGGACACCACAGCCUCCAAUUUGGCAGGUAAAAUUUUGCAACACCAAAUCCUUCCAUCUGUGGUUUCAUGUUGUCAGUUCAUUGCAGGAACUAAUAGU
Molecule: messenger RNA, 939 nt
Organism: Malurus melanocephalus (red-backed fairy wren)
Lineage: Eukaryota; Metazoa; Chordata; Aves; Passeriformes; Maluridae
Exons: 3
Coding region: 1-840 (279 amino acids)
Source: RefSeq, a predicted model, not a curated record